Medicago truncatula (barrel medic) is the source of this 1629-nucleotide messenger RNA. RefSeq names its product pre-mRNA-splicing factor 38. The transcript has 6 exons. The record is from RefSeq and is a predicted model, not a curated record. Bases 118 to 1275 code for a protein of 385 amino acids. NCBI's taxonomy places the organism in Eukaryota, Viridiplantae, Streptophyta, Magnoliopsida, Fabales, Fabaceae.
AAACUGGCCCUAAAUCGUUUUGGACUCGUGCAGCUUUGUGCUACUCCCUCCCCAAUUGGAGAGGAUUAGGGUUUUCAAAAUCAAACUCUAUCAUCCAAUUCAUCACGAUUCACGACCAUGGCAAAUCGCACUGAUCCAGCAGCGAAGAGUAUUCGAGGCACAAACCCUCAAAACCUUGUUGAAAAAAUUCUCCGCUCAAAGAUCUAUCAGCACACUUAUUGGAAAGAACAAUGCUUCGGCUUAACAGCAGAAACCCUAGUCGACAAAGCCAUGGAGCUCGACCACCUCGGCGGAACUUACGGUGGCAACCGCAAACCCACUCCCUUCAUGUGCCUCGUCAUGAAAAUGCUUCAGAUUCAACCCGAGAAAGAAAUCGUCAUCGAAUUCAUCAAAAACGAUGAUUACAAGUAUGUGAGGAUACUGGGUGCAUUUUAUUUGCGUCUUACUGGAUCUGAUACGGAUGUGUACCAUUAUCUGGAGCCGUUGUAUAAUGAUUAUAGGAAACUGCGGCGGAAAUUACCGGAUGGACAGUUUGCUUUGACACAUGUUGAUGAGGUUAUUGAUGAACUUCUUACAACUGAUUAUUCCUGUGAUAUUGCUAUGCCCCGUAUUAAGAAAAGGUGGACUCUUGAAUCUCUUGGUGCCUUAGAACCUAGACAAAGUGCACUUGAAGAGGAUUUUGAGGAGGAAGAGGAAAAUGAGGAUAAUGAACAGCCUGCUGAGGAGCCUGAGAAGGAUUAUAAUCGUGGGCGAAGCCCUGCAAGGGAAAGAGAUAGGGAUAGAAGACGUGAUAGUCAUAGACACAGGGAUCGUGACUAUGACAGAGAAUAUGAUAGAGAUUAUGACAGAGAGCGAGGACGUGGCCGAGAUAGAGAUCGGGACAGAGAUAGGGAAAAGGAAAGGGACAGAGAUAGGGAGAGGGACAGAGACCGAUAUCGUCUGAGGGAAGAAAAGGAUUAUGGUCGUGAGAGAGAAGGUAGGGAGCGCGAGAGGAGAGACAGAGAUCGUGACCGUGGUAGGAGGAGGAGCUACUCAAGGAGUCGAAGUAGAAGCAGGGAUCGCAAGGAUCAUGAUGGUGGGGACUACAGAAAGAGACAUGCUCGAAGUAGCGUAAGUCCAAGAAGAGAUGGAGCUGAGGAUGGUGAGCCAAAGAAGAAGAAGGAAAAGAAAGAAAAGAAGGAAAAGAAGGAUGACGGGACCGACCAUCCAGAUCCAGAGAUUGCAGAAGCAAACAGGAUACGAGCAUCACUGGGUUUGAAACCACUUAAGAUGUGAUCUAAACUGUAUGGCUUGAAUUUGGACUGGGUUACAAAAGACUAGGCAAUAGCAUGUUACCUCAAGGUUUGUGACGCUUGACGCACUUUCAGUUUUUGUACUGCCCUGAGCGGCAAUUGUCAACUCAACAGGAAUAGUUUGUCAUACAAGUAUGUACUUGUGUUGCUGCAGCGGUAUGAGCUUGGUUGUUAAUACUCCAUAGCUUUGUUUUGAUUGCCUUUAUCUAUAUCAUACAAAUCCUGUACUGACAACUAGUGUGUUCAAUUGAUGUAAUGGCCUGAGUCUAUUAGUACCCUGAUGGAAAAGAGAAACGUUGUGGCAUUGCUCUUGCAAUAUGAAUGGUGAAAUAUAAAG